AUGUACUCUCUCUCUCUGUCUCUCUCUCUCUGUCUCUCUCUCACUCUCUCUGUCUCUCUCUCUCUGUCUCUCUCUCUCUCUCUCUCUCUGUCUCUCUCUCUCUCUCUCUCUGUCUCUCUCUCUCUCUCUCUCUCUCUCUCUCUCUCUCUCUCUCUCUGUCUCUCUCUCUCUGUCUCUCUCUCUCUCUCUCUGUCUCUCUCUCUCUCUCUCUGUCUCUCUCUCUCUCUCUCUCUCUGUCUCUCUCUGUCUCUCUCUCUCUGUCUCUCUCUCUCUGUCUCUCUCUCUCUCUCUCUCUCUCUCUCUCUCUCUCUCUCUCUCUCUCUCUCUCUCUCUCUCUCUCUGUCUCUCUCUCUCUCUCUCUCUCUCUCUCUCUCUCUCUGUCUCUCUCUCUCUCUCUCUCUCUCUCUCUCUGUCUCUCUCUCUCUCUCUCUCUCUCUCUCUCUCUCUCUGUCUCUCUCUGUCUCUCUCUGUCUCUCUCUGUCUCUCUCUCUCUCUCUCUCUCUCUCUCUCUCUCUCUCUCUCUCUCUCUCUCUCUGUCUCUCUCUCUCUCUCUCUCUCUCUCUCUCUCUCUCUCUCUCUCUCUCUCUCUCUCUCUCUCUCUCUCUCUCUCUCUCUCUCUCUCUCUCUCUCUCUCUCUCUCUCUCUCUCUCUCUCUCUCUGUCUCUCUCUCACUCUCUCUGUCUCUCUCUCUCUGUCUCUCUCUGUCUCUCUCUGUCUCUCUCUCUCUCUCUCUCUCUCUCUCUCUCUCUCUCUCUCUCUCUCUCUCUCUCUCUCUCUCUCUCUCUCUCUCUCUCUCUCAGUAACAACCCGUCUGUGAUCGUCCAUUCUGGGGGUAAUCACUCAUUCUGUCUCUCUCUCUUCCUCAGUAACAACCCGUCUGUGAUCGUCCAUUCUGGGGGUAAUCACCCGUUGCCAGUCGAGUCUCCGGACUCCAUGAAGAAGAGACGAAUCCACCGGUGUGAUUUCAACAGCUGCAACAAAGUCUACACCAAGAGCUCUCACCUGAAGGCACAUCGCCGCACACACACAGGAGAGAAGCCCUAUAAGUGCAUGUGGGAGGGGUGCACGUGGAAGUUCGCCCGUUCGGACGAACUGACCCGUCACUUCCGUAAACAUACGGGCGUCAAACCGUUCCAGUGUCCCGACUGCGAACGCAGCUUCUCCCGUUCCGACCACCUGGCUCUACAUAAGAAACGACACCUGCUGGUCUGAACGGCAACGCGGCGGCUGUGAAACGUCUGUUCGACACACAAGGCAUCGCGAACGCAGCCCGUUGGAUAGUUGGUCCAUACCGACCCCAAGACAGGACCGUUGGACAGAGAGACCCGGGACUUAAACAUCCUCUGUCUAUCACUUUAUUCAGUCAGCCAAUCAGCCGUCCUCUUCCUCUUCCUCUCCACUCCUCCACCUCUUCUUAGUACCAGUACUCCCCGUUGUCUCCCAGUGCUCCCCGUUGUCUCCCAGUGCUCCCCGUUGUCUCCCAGUUGUCUCCCAGUACUCCCCGUUGUCUCCCAGUACUCCCCGUUGUCUCCCAGUGCUCCCCGUUGUCUCCCAGUGCUCCCCGUUGUCUCCCAGUGCUCCCCGUUGUCUCCCAGUACUCCCCGUUGUCUCCCCCUGCUCCCCGUUGUCUCCCAGUGCUCCCCGUUGUCUCCCAGUGCUCCCCGUUGUCUCCCAGUGCUCCCCGUUGUCUCCCAGUGCUCCCCGUUAGCUCCCCGUUGUCUCCCAGUGCUCCCCGUUGUCUCCCAGUACUCCCCGUUGUCUCCCAGUGCUCCCCGUUGUCUCCCAGUGCUCCCCGUUGUCUCCCAGUGCUCCCCGUUGUCUCCCAGUGCUCCCCGUUGUCUCCCAGUACUCCCCGUUGUCUCCCAGUACUCCCCGUUGUCUCCCAGUGCUCCCCGUUGUCUCCCAGUACUCCCCGUUGUCUCCCAGUGCUGAAGGCGGAUGGUGUUCGUAGGCCCAGAUCUAGGAUCAGCUAAACCUCCAGACGUCUUGACCUUAGACCAUAGAGAUAGACAGACAUCUUAACCAUAGAGAUAGAACGAAGACUCAACUUUGUACGGCGUCUGUGACAGCAUGGGCAGCACCAAUGAUCUCCAUUUUAAAGUAAUACAUUUUUUAUAUAUAUAUAUAUAUUUUUUUAAAGCAGAUAUUUGUGAUUUUAGCGCCAUCUGCAGUGCCGGAGUCCUGGACCUCAGGUUUAUUGUGGCCACUAGAUGGCGGUGAUAUAUCUCCGUAACAACCUAUUUGAAGAAGAAGAAGUCAUUUGCUAUGCUCAUCGUUCUCAAAUCCCAUAAGGAUUCCCUACCCAGUUUGACUACUUUAAAAUGGUGGAAGCCCAUGCAAAAAAAAAAAAAAAAACGGGUUCUAAUCCUUCCUCU
Messenger RNA from Oncorhynchus keta (chum salmon), 2375 nucleotides. RefSeq names its product Krueppel-like factor luna. Gene Ontology annotation, biological process: regulation of transcription by RNA polymerase II. Gene Ontology annotation, molecular function: RNA polymerase II cis-regulatory region sequence-specific DNA binding; DNA-binding transcription factor activity, RNA polymerase II-specific. Bases 1 to 1212 code for a protein of 403 amino acids. The record is from RefSeq and is a predicted model, not a curated record. The transcript is spliced from 4 exons. Lineage: Eukaryota; Metazoa; Chordata; Actinopteri; Salmoniformes; Salmonidae.